GCUCGCAGCUCUGGGGGCCCGGCUUUGCCGCGCUCCGUGCACUUGGGCGAGAGCAGGAACGUGGAACGGAGCUCCGCUCCUAGCGCAGCCACCGCGAUGAGAGGCGCUCGCGGCGCCUGGGAUUUCCUCUUCGUCCUGGUGCUCCUGCUCCGCGUCCAGACAGGCUCUUCUCAACCAUCUGUGAGUCCAGGGGAACUGUCUCCACCAUCCAUCCAUCCAGCAAAAUCAGAGUUAAUUGUCAGUGUCGGCGAUGAGAUUAGGCUGUUAUGCACCGACCCAGGAUUUGUCAAGUGGACUUUUGAGACUCUGGGUCAGUUGAGAGAGAAAACAUACCCAGAAUGGAUCACCAAGAAAGCAGAGGCCACAAAUACAGGCAAUUACACGUGCACCAAUGAAGGCGGCUUGAGCGGUUCCAUUUAUGUGUUUGUUAGAGAUCCUGAGAAGCUUUUCCUGGUUGAGCUUCCCUUGUACGGGAAGGAAGGCAACGACACGCUGGUCCGCUGUCCUCUGACAGACCCAGAGGUGACCAAUUACUCCCUCACGGGGUGCGAGGGGAAACCUCUUCCCAAGGACUUGACGUUUGUCGCUGACCCCAAGGCCGGCAUCACGAUCAAAAACGUGAAGCGCGAGUAUCAUCGGCUCUGUCUACACUGCUCGGCGAACCAGAAGGGCAAGUCCGUGCUGUCGAAGAAAUUCACCCUGAAAGUGAGGGCAGCCAUCAGAGCUGUGCCUGUUGUGUCUGUGUCCAAAGCCAGCUAUCUUCUCAGGCAAGGGGAAGAAUUUGCAGUGAUGUGCUUGAUAAAAGACGUGUCUAGCUCUGUGGACUCAAUGUGGAUAAGGGAAAACAGCCAGCAGACUAAAGAACAGGUGAAGAGGAAUAGCUGGCAUCAGGGUGACUUCAAUUUUCUCCGUCAGGAAAGAUUGACUAUCAGCUCAGCAAGAGUUAAUGAUUCUGGCGUGUUCAUGUGUUAUGCCAAUAAUACUUUUGGAUCAGCAAAUGUCACAACAACCUUAGAAGUAGUAGAUAAAGGAUUCAUUAAUAUCUUCCCUAUGAUGAAUACAACAGUAUUUGUAAAUGAUGGCGAGAAUGUGGAUCUGGUUGUUGAGUAUGAGGCAUAUCCCAAACCUGAACACCGACAGUGGAUAUAUAUGAACAGAACUUCCACUGACAAGUGGGAAGAUUACCCCAAGUCUGAGAAUGAAAGUAACAUCAGAUAUGUAAGUGAACUUCAUCUAACCAGAUUAAAAGGGACCGAAGGAGGCACUUACACAUUUCUCGUGUCCAAUUCUGAUGCGAAUUCUUCCGUGACAUUUAAUGUUUACGUGAACACAAAGCCAGAAAUCCUGACUCGUGACAGGCUCAUGAAUGGCAUGCUGCAGUGUGUAGCAGCAGGAUUCCCAGAGCCCACCAUCGAUUGGUAUUUUUGUCCAGGAACCGAGCAGAGAUGUUCUGUCCCCGUUGGGCCAGUGGAUGUGCAGAUCCAAAAUUCAUCUGUGUCACCGUUUGGAAAACUAGUGGUUUACAGCUCCAUUGAUGACAGCGCCUUUAAGCACAAUGGCACGGUGGAGUGCAGGGCUUACAACGAUGUGGGCAAGAGUUCUGCCUAUUUUAACUUUGCAUUUAAAGGUAACAGCAAAGAACAAAUCCAUGCGCAUACCCUGUUCACGCCUUUGCUGAUUGGUUUUGUGAUCGCAGCUGGUAUGAUGUGUAUCAUCGUGAUGAUUCUUACAUACAAAUAUUUGCAGAAACCCAUGUAUGAAGUACAGUGGAAGGUUGUUGAGGAGAUAAAUGGAAACAAUUAUGUUUACAUAGACCCAACGCAACUUCCUUAUGAUCACAAAUGGGAGUUUCCCAGAAACAGGCUGAGUUUUGGGAAAACCUUGGGUGCCGGCGCGUUCGGGAAAGUUGUUGAGGCCACUGCAUACGGCCUAAUUAAGUCAGAUGCGGCCAUGACUGUUGCUGUGAAGAUGCUCAAACCAAGUGCCCAUUUAACGGAACGAGAAGCCCUAAUGUCUGAACUCAAAGUCUUAAGCUACCUCGGUAAUCAUGUGAAUAUUGUGAAUCUUCUUGGAGCAUGCACCAUUGGAGGGCCCACCCUGGUCAUUACAGAAUAUUGUUGCUAUGGUGAUCUUCUGAAUUUUUUGAGAAGAAAGCGUGAUUCAUUUAUUUGCUCAAAGCAGGAAGAUCAUGCAGAAGCGGCGCUUUAUAAAAACCUUCUCCAUUCAAAGGAGUCUUCCUGCGGUGAUAGUACUAAUGAGUACAUGGACAUGAAACCUGGAGUUUCUUAUGUUGUACCAACCAAGGCAGACAAAAGGAGAUCUGCAAGAAUAGGUUCAUACAUAGAAAGAGACAUGACUCCUGCCAUCAUGGAAGAUGAUGAGUUGGCCCUAGACCUGGAGGACUUGUUGAGCUUUUCUUACCAGGUGGCAAAGGGCAUGGCAUUCCUUGCCUCAAAGAAUUGUAUUCAUAGAGACCUGGCAGCCAGAAAUAUCCUCCUUACUCAUGGUCGAAUCACAAAGAUUUGUGAUUUUGGUCUAGCCAGAGACAUCAAGAAUGAUUCUAAUUAUGUGGUCAAAGGAAACGCUCGGCUACCUGUGAAGUGGAUGGCACCAGAGAGCAUUUUCAACUGUGUGUACACGUUUGAAAGUGAUGUCUGGUCCUAUGGGAUUUUUCUGUGGGAGCUGUUCUCUUUAGGAAGCAGCCCCUACCCUGGAAUGCCAGUCGAUUCUAAAUUCUACAAGAUGAUCAAGGAAGGUUUCCGAAUGCUCAGCCCUGAGCAUGCACCUGCGGAAAUGUAUGACAUCAUGAAGACUUGCUGGGAUGCUGAUCCCCUGAAAAGGCCAACAUUUCAGCAGAUUGUGCAGCUGAUUGAGAAGCAGAUUUCAGAGAGCACCAAUCAUAUUUAUUCCAACUUAGCGAAGUGCAGCCCGCAUCGGGAGACCCCCGCGGUGGACCGUUCCGUGCGGAUCAACUCAGUGGGCAGCAGCGCGUCCUCCACGCAGCCUCUGCUUGUGCACGAAGACAUCUGAAGCAGAAUGCGCAUCCGGGGGUGGGGGGGGACCCCCCCCGACAGAACGGCCCCCACUCCUUUGGUUUUCAUAAUGGUUAUUUUGUUUUCCUUCGACUCAAAUCCUACUCCAGGGUAGUGGACACCCCACUGUACUCCUGUCUUUAUGAGCACACUUUAGUGGCCGAUGAUUUCUGUCAUCAGCUACCAUCGAGCUGCAUAUGUUCCCGAUAGCAAGCUAGCCCCCGUUAAUGGAAUAACUUCAGACUUGGAGAAAGGGUGGGUGGGAUGGGCUGUAGACACCCUGAGUCCUUCCCAGGGCUUCUCCAAUUUCUGCCUGAAAAGUAUAGUUGAUAGUUUAUUUGAAUACAUGGCAGUAGUCACCUUCAUUCCUCAUAAUCAUCCGUAAUGAUAUGAUGAUGCAGCAAGAUUAGAAGCCGAAAGCUCAUCCCUUGAUGUGGAAAAUAGAAUGUUAUUCAAAGGGCAGAAGCCUAUGAGUAUCUGGGCUCAAGAAAUCUAGUAUUUCAUGCUGGGAGUGAGACGUAGGCUGUGGAAAAAUGCUUUCCAGGCACGCAUAGACUGCUGGGUGAGAGCCUUUGUGCUCCUGACCUGGUUUCUAAAUAGAGUUCACAAUUAGGGAGCUGAAUUGGAGAGAAGGCCUCCCCAGCCUGCAUUUUGUAUAUACUCAUCUAUAAAUUGUACAGAUUCACAUAUUUGAGGGGGGAAACCCACAAGGUGUAGUUUCUGGAUACGAUUCUGGCUUGAGUCUGCUGUGUGUAGGAAUAGCUGAAGAGCCAGACAAGUUUGAAGGAAACAGUUAGUGCUUUUUUU
Balaenoptera musculus (blue whale) is the source of this 3839-nucleotide messenger RNA. It is a transcript of the gene KIT, whose product is annotated as KIT proto-oncogene, receptor tyrosine kinase. Bases 97 to 3030 code for a protein of 977 amino acids. The transcript has 21 exons. The record is from RefSeq and is a predicted model, not a curated record. Gene Ontology annotation, cellular component: signaling receptor complex. Lineage: Eukaryota; Metazoa; Chordata; Mammalia; Artiodactyla; Balaenopteridae. Gene Ontology annotation, biological process: protein phosphorylation; B cell differentiation; positive regulation of receptor signaling pathway via JAK-STAT. Gene Ontology annotation, molecular function: cytokine binding; transmembrane receptor protein tyrosine kinase activity; ATP binding.